Dermacentor andersoni is the source of this 12221-nucleotide messenger RNA. RefSeq names its product ferlin family C2 domain-containing myoferlin misfire (gene mfr). The record is from RefSeq and is a predicted model, not a curated record. Gene Ontology annotation, cellular component: membrane. Lineage: Eukaryota; Metazoa; Arthropoda; Arachnida; Ixodida; Ixodidae. Gene Ontology annotation, biological process: plasma membrane organization.
UAGCGCGGAACCGGGAGGGCCGUCUGGCCUGUUUGUGCUGCAGAAAGCGUGCUGCAUCUGCGCUGUGAGAAAAUUUCGUCUGCAGUGCGUGUGCCGUAGGUGCGUGAGAAAGACACAGGUCGUCGACAAGCACCGGCUUCUAACAUGACCGCGGACGGUUAGCGUGGCUUCCUCUCUGAAACACCAGGAGUUUCUUACCCAAGACCAUGGCUUUAAAGUUGCAUCUCCACUCCGUGAGCGGCUUCAAAGGCCGCGGUGACCGUCUGGCCAAGGCAACAUUCCGAGGUGUCUCUCACCAUACAAAAGUCUGUGACCAUCUGGAAGAUGAUGCUGUCUUCAAUGACGAGUUCGAGUGGCCGGUGGGCAGGCCUGUGGAGAAGUACGAGGUCCUGGAAGUUCAGGUGCUCCAACACAGCCGGUACUUCACGAACAAGGUUUUGGGACGCUACGGCAUGGUGCUGCAACGAGUGGCCGAGGAAGGAUACGCAUCCGUCGAGGACGAUGUCGUCGACGACAACAACAAGCCGGUGGCCAACGCAAAGAUUAUAAUGGAGGUCAGCUACACGGCACCAGAUGGCUCGGUGGGCGCCUGGCACGCCCCUGGCCUGCCCACUAACCUGGGAAGUUUCGACGACGACCGGCAGGCGCUGCUCGACAUCGAGCAGAACAUCGCCAACCUGCAGCGCACGUACGCCGCAGCGGCCGCGGCUCAAACUACGCCGGGAGGCGGCGGACCGGCGGGGGCGGACGGUGGUGCCUCGAUGGCGCUGUUGCAGUCUUCGUCGCAGCAGCACCAGCAGCAGCCAAGCUACGGAACCAGCGAUGGAGGAGGCGGCGGCUUCUCUGAUGACGAGACACGCAGCAAGCAGGGUUCCGUCAUCAGUUUGUUCGCGCCGACGCCCAACAAGUCGCCCGACCGAAAGCGAUCCCUGCCCGCGGCCAUGAAGACCUUGGCCGUGGCACUCAAGAUUUCCAAGCAACGUCCCGCGGGCGACGCCGAGGAGAGGGUCAAGCUGAAGGACGCGGAAGACGUUGCGCAAUACGGAUCGACGCAGUCCUUGCAGCGGCGGCUGAGCGACCAGACGCUGUACCUGCUCUCAGGAGGUGAUGCUGCCGAAAGCACCAUGUUUUCCGACGAGCCGUUCGCCAUGGACACGGCGCCGUACUCCAUCACGACUCCCGUGGUCAUCACGAGGCCCAAGUUAAGGCAAGACAUCACAGCUACGUCGGCACUGAAAGCACAGGAUUUCCAGGUCUGCGUGACGAUAAUUGAAGGUCGACAUCUUGCCGGUCUCAACAUGGAUCCAGUUAUAUGCGUGCAAGUUGGGGACCAGAAGAAGUAUACUUCAGUUAAGGAAUCAACAAAUUGUCCAUACUACAACGAGUACUUUGUCUUCGAUUUUCACAUGGCGCCGUCAAUGUUGUUCGACAAAAUCGUCACGCUAACGGCGUUACACAACCGCAACAUAAUUCGCUCGGGAAAAGUAAUCGGCAGCUUCAAGCUUGACGUUGGGACAGUCUUCAACCAGCCGGAGCACCAGUUCUAUCACAAGUGGGCCGUCCUUACGGACCCGGAUGACAUGACGGCUGGUCCCAAGGGCUACAUCAAGUGUGACAUAUCGGUCGUCGGCAAAGGGGACACGAUAAAGCCAGCGCCGAAGAAGGAAACGGAUGACGACGACAUAGAAGGGAACCUACUCCUGCCGGACGGCGUCCCCGCCGAACGCCAGCACGCCCGCUUCAUCGUCCGCGUGUACCGGGCCGACGGCCUGCCCAGGGUCAACUCGGGCCUCGUCGCCAACGUCAAGAGGGCCUUCUCGGGCGAGACCCGGGAGCUCAUCGACCCCUACGUGCAGGUGUCCUUCGCCGGACUCACCGGGCGAACAACAGUGAAGAAAUCCUGCUGCUCUCCCGUGUGGAAUGAGCAGCUCGCGUUUACGGAGAUGUUCCCGCCGCUGUGCCAACGAAUCAAGAUUCAGCUGAGAGACAACGAUGCCGUGAACGACACGGUGGUCGCCACGCACUUCCUCGAGAUGUCCAAAAUCGCCAACGAAGGCGAUAAAGGCUUCCUUCCGACCUUCGGCCCAUCCUUCAUCUACCUGUACGGCUCCACGCGCGAGAAGUCUCUCUUCGAAGAGCACGCGCCGCUGAACGACGGCCUCGGCGAAGGGGUCAUGUACCGGGGGCGACUCCUGAUCGCCGUGCGCACAGAAAUCUUCGACGCGCUCGACAUGACGCAGUCCAGCGUCGAACUCGAACCCACACCGACCGUGAACGAGGCCUCCUACGCAAAGACCGAGAAUUUUCUCCUUUUCGGGGCUAUUCUAGAAGCCUCCAUGAUCGACAGAAAAGUUGGCGAGAAGCCAAUAUACUUUGAGCUGAGCAUAGGCAAUUCGGGCAACACCCUGGAUGGGGCGAGCAAGUGGAAAGACGACUCGCUUGACUCUUCCAGCGUCGGCGGUGGCGGCGGGGACGACGAGAGGGCAGCACUGCUCGAGUCCGUGGUCGUCGACCCGGUCAUCUCGCACUCCACCAGCCACCCGGUCAAGCCCGUCACCUCGGACAGGUGUUACUACCACCUACCAUACGGGGACAACAAGCCCUGUCUGUGGGUUAAGAGCACGUGGCAAGACUAUCGAAGACGGCUAUACAACUCCAACAUGAUCCUCAGGGUGAAAGAGAAGCUGGAAGCGGGCCUCGCGGACAUUCAAGAAAUGAUACGUCUCGAAAAAUCUCACACCGACCGUCGAUUGAGAGGUGUCCUUGAAGAACUGUAUACUGGAGCAGAGCGCUAUCUUAACCAAGCAAAGAGUCAAGGGCCCACAGGCAAGACCAGACUGGACAAGGAGCGCCUCAAGCACUGCCAACGCGAAAUGGAUCACGUACGAAGUAUGGCAAGGACUAUGAAAGCACUCGUCACGAAGAACUCGUUUAAAGAAAAACUCAGGAGCACCUACAGUCUCUUGCAGAAGAUGGCCGAACUCGUCGACGACCCUCAACAUUCCCUGCCAGAUGUUUUCGUGUGGAUGAUAAGCGGCGGCAAACGGGUCGCGUACCACCGCAUACCUGCGAGAGAUCUUAUCUACUCAAUCAUAGAGGAAGAGACCGGAAAGUUCUGUGGCAGGGUGCAGACGCUUUUCCUCAAGCCUGGCAAGAAAGUCAGCCAAAGUGCUCGCUGGAUGGUGCAAGCGAAGCUUCGCAUGUACCUCUGGCUGGGCACCACCAAGAACAAGCACUGUGUGCUCAAGGGCUUGCCCGAGGGCUACGUCAAGGACGUCGAGGACAUUGACAAGGGACCGCCAUCGCAGCUUCAUUACACGGAAAAGUCCACCUUCGAACUUCGGGCACACAUGUACCAGGCACGGUCCCUCAUCGGAUCAGACUCCUCCGGACUCUCCGAUCCUUUCGCGAGAGUCGUAUUUGGGGACCAGAGCCAGACGACCAUGGUGAUCGACGAGACACUCAGCCCCACCUGGGACGAGAUGUUGCUGUUCCCCAGUGUGACAGUGUACGGCAGGAAAGAAGACAUCAAGGAGGACCCUCCCGUCGUUGUCAUCGAGAUCUUCGAUCAGGACAAAGUGGGAAAGUCUGAAUUCAUCGGUAGGACGAUAGCCAGACCUCACGUGAAGUUCGAAGACGACACCAGCUGCCAGCCGCCAUCGCUGGAGUGGCACGACCUGUACCGGGGAACCGAGCCGGCGGGAGAGCUGCUCGCCACUUUCGAGUUGCUGCGGUUCUCACCUCAAGAAGAAAAGUACGACAUGCCGGAACUUCCGAUGCCGAAAGAGAACGUGUUCCGUUCCAGCGAAAGGGGCCCUGUCUACCCUGUACCGAAAGGGAUACGGCCGACUUUGUCCACAUAUAGGAUAGAGGUGCUGUUCUGGGGCUUGCGCGAGUUGAAACGCGUGCACCUGAUGAGCGUGGACCACCCCCGAGUGGACGUCGAGUGCGGUGGUCACGUGCUCCAGUCGUCCGUCAUCCUCAACUGCAAGAAGAACCCGAACUUCUCCACGCCCGUCAAGUUCCUGGACGUGGCGCUGCCGGACCAAGAGACGUACUGCCCGCCGCUGACGAUCCGAGUCAUCGACUGUCGCAGCUUCGGGCGCUUCACCCUGGUGGGCACGCACGUGGUCAACUCCCUGCACAAGUUCCUCUUCCGGCCCCAGUCGCGGUCCUCCUCCAGGGACCACCGCAACCGAAGCUCCUCGCAGACCUCGUCUUCGCUGCACAUCGAUGAAGGUGUCUUGGUAGACGUCGAGGCUGACUCCAACAUAUUGUCGACAAAAGAAACGCUCAUAACGCUGGACUACGGCUUCAGGAGCAAGAAGGAGAUCAAGAGCGAAGCCAACAAGCGGAAGAAGAAGAUGGCGACCGAGGACCCCGGACACGACGAAGAGAACCGGGACUGGUGGAGCCGGUACUUCGCCUCGGUAGAGCAGGCCGCCAAGGACUCGAGCGAUAAUAACGGACAACCGGGUAACAACUUGAGGGCUGGCGACGACAACUACGACAUGUCCAGCGACGGAGAGAGCCAGCUCAGUGCCAAAGACAUGCGCAAGAUGGAGAAGGAGCUGGAACGGCUCGAGUGCAGCCACCAGAAGGACGGGCUGGACAAGAAGAAGAGGACGUUCAAGGGGGCAUCGAGCGCCGUCCGCUUUGCGCAGCGGCUGUCGCCCAAGACGCAGAGGGGCCGGAUACCCCAGGACGGGCUGAUCAAGAUCUACCCAACAGAACUCGAGAACGUUCCCGAAUUCAAUGGCUUCCGUGAGUGGCUGCACACAUUCGAACUGUACCGUGGCAAACGAAGUGGAGAUGACCUGGAUGACCAGAACAGAGUCGUCGGUCUCUUCAAGGGCUCCCUACAAGUCUACAGGUUCCCGCUGCCCAAGGACAUCCAGGACUACACGAUAACUGGCGCCGAUCCGACGUACGGGCUUUUUCAGGGACUGCCAAGUAACGACCCCAUACACGUGCUUAUCAGGGUAUACGUCGUCAAGGCGACAGAUCUUCAUCCGGCGGACAUGAAUGGUAAAGCGGAUCCCUACAUCGUCAUAAACCUAGGAAGCAAGAGGAACAGCGACAAGGAAAACUACGUAUCAAAGCAACUCAAUCCAGUGUUCGGAAAGUGCUUCGAGAUGGAGGCCACCUUCCCGCAGGACUCGCUACUGAACGUGCAGAUCUACGACUGGGACUUGCUGGGCAGCGACGACCUCAUCGGUGAGACGAAGAUCGACCUCGAGAACCGUUUCUACAGCCGCCACCGGGCCACCUGCGGGAUACCGCGGAAAUACGAGACGUACGGCCCGAACCAGUGGCGGGACCCCCUGAGGCCAAGUCAGGUGCUGGCCAAACUGUGCCGAGACACCAAGUUGGACGGUCCGCACUUCACCCCGAACCGCGUUAAAGUGGGCACCAAGACGUUCGUCUUUCGCUCGGACUUCGAGGACGAAGGCGGCAAGCUGACGGACGAACACCAAAGCCUGGCGGUUCUCAACCGCUGGGAAGACGUGCCCAAAGUGGGCUGCCCCCUAGUGCCGGAACACGUGGAGACCAGGGCACUCUACCAUCCGGACAAGCCGGGCAUCGAGCAGGGAAAGCUGGAAAUGUGGGUGGACAUGUUCCCCAUGGACAUGCCGCUUCCGGGACCGCACGUGGACAUUUCGCCGAGGAAGCCCAAGAGCUACGAAUUACGCAUCAUCAUCUGGAACACAGACGACGUGGUACUCGAAGAUGACGCGUUCUUCACCGGCGAGAAAAUGAGCGACAUUUACGUGAAAGGGUGGCUGAAGGGCCAGGAGGACACUCAGUGCACCGACAUCCACUACCGGUCGCUGACGGGCGAAGGCAACUUCAACUGGCGCUUCGUCUUUCCCUUCGACUACCUGCCAGCCGAGGAGAAGAUCGUCAUCUCGCGGAAGGAGUCGCUGUUCUCGUGGGACGAGACCGAGUGCAAGAUCCCGGCGCGACUCGAGCUCCAGGUCUGGGACGCCGACCACUUCUCAGCCGACGACUUCCUCGGCGCCAUCACGCUGGACCUGAACCGGUUCCCGCGCGGCGCCAAGUCCUCCAAGCUCUGCAGCCUCAACAUGCUCAAGGCCGAGGCCAACGUUCCGAUAAUCUCGCUCUUCAAGCAGCGGCGAGUCAAGGGGUGGUGGCCUUUCUUCGUUAAGAAGGAGAAUGACGAGAUGGUGCUCACGGGAAAAGUGGAAGCUGAGCUACACCUGCUAACGAGAGAGGAGGCCGAGAGAAACCCGGCGGGCCUCGGAAGAAACGAACCGGACCCGCUGGACAAGCCGAACCGGCCCGACUCGUCGUUCAUAUGGUUCCUGAACCCGCUGAAGUCUAUCCGCUACAUUGUGUGGCACCAGUACAAGUGGGUCAUCAUCAAAGCCCUCAUCGCCAUCCUGCUCAUCCUCCUGCUGGCCCUGUUCUUCUACUCCGUGCCCGGGUACACCGUCAAGCGCAUGCUCGGGGCCUGAAGACGGGACACGCCUCCACACACGCUCGUCCCAGCCUGUUUCCAGUUCAAUCGACCCUCGAAGUUUACUGUAGACUUGUCCCUCGCAUUCUCAGACGAUCCUCCACAAGAACUCUUUACCUCGACUCCGUGAUGAUCGUGAAUUGUAUCUAAUGCUCUGUGCGCCGGGCAGGUAUUUGGAAUUGCACUAACCAUUGAAACUUAAAGAAAGAAACGAGGGAACGUAAUCUAUCCACCGUGUCCACGGCUGACUGGAGAAACACUGCUCACUAAGGACACCGCGUGCCGGGUUUGUAAAUGAACAAAACCGCCCGCUUUUGCAGACAGUCAAUCUUGUACACAAGUACCUACCACCACGUGGCCGCCUUGGCAGCCCCCACCCAGGGACCGCCUUGGGCUAGCUUUGAUCGCCCCGCUACCCCUUGCGCGCCCCCGAAAUCCUGCGCCGCCCCUUCUAGUAGAAUUAUCAGGUGCUCUCUUGAGGCCUCCGUUCGCCGCUACUGCUUUUUUUAUUUUCGCAUGCUACAUGAACUCAAAGCACUUCGCAGCAUAGUAAAUGCAACUCUUCUUUUUUUUUUACCACAGAAAGAAUCGCGAGAGAAAGAAGAAGUGUGCGCAAUAGGAAGCGAGAGAGAGUCAUGCGCUGGAGACCACACGCACGCACACACACACACAAACACACUGUGAAGAGCCGCCCCUGUAUCACGUCGCUGCUGAAAAUUAAAGUGCUUGCUCACGCUAGCAGAAAUAUGGCGCUAUUUUUCGGGCGCGGGCGCAAGCUGUCAAAGCGACGUGCAAGGUGGUCAAGAAAGUUGAUGUCAGCACCGCCUCUGGAAAGAAGUGGUCACUGCGCUUCGUUGACACUCCACGACAAUUCAUGCUUAAACAUAGCGUCUUAUUCAAUUGAGGGGGUGGGCACGGGGAUGCUGUGCUGAAUUCGGUGGACUGGACGAAGAGCUCCGAAUCGAGGAGGAUCGUUUGAGAAUGAGGGCGCUAACCACUUUAGUUUUCUUUUGCCCCGUUGACUACCUUAGUUUUAAGGUGUACAAGGUUACGUAGGUGCGCUUCACGAGCGCGGAGUUGUCGCGCAAGUGGUGGUGUCACGUGACUACUUCGUUCUUUUGUGGUGCCACAAUUCCUUGCUUAGGUUCCACGCGCGGAUUGUUCUAGCCGGCUGCAGUACAAUGGAUGGAAUUAAAAUGUUCAUCAUGAAUAGCGGAGCGCGGACGAAAAGAUGGGGAUAGACGAGGCAAGGCGAAGUGCCGACUCCGAACAAGAUUUUAUUGCAGUGCUGUGUGAAUCUACAGACUACCGCAGGUUGCGCACGCGCAUUGGACGAGCUGCCUAAAGACAUGCAGAAAAUGAAAACAAGAACGAAGGAAAACGUGUGGCGAAAUGAAGGCGCGAAAGAGCCAACGCGCUCCAUUGCUUAUUUUUGUCAUGUGUCAUGAGAUAGCUGGGCCCUCUCUUCAUGUAUAUUUCUACCACACUGCAGCAAAAUAGUAUUUGAAUUCAUCGCUUUGUUUUGUCAGGCCUAUACGUGUCUUUCUGUUUGCGCUAUUCUGGAUUUUCAACACGGCCAUUUGUAUGUUCUUAAACCUUCAGUACGCCUUUUACCCGGUGGCUUUAACAACAUAACCUGCAGAGCUACAUUUGCAGAUGGUUUCGGAAUAAUGCAUACACUUGCGUCGCAGUCAGUAGUGCAUAAGCGAGUUAAAAGAUCGUGAGAUAUUAAGCGAAACUGGUUAGACUUAGCAUGCUAACGACAGAUUCACACUCAGAUACGAUACCUGAAUAAUAAUAAAUAAUAAUAAUAAUAAACUUGAAGACAGAAAACGAUGCGUGACCGGUUUGCCGAUUCUUAAUGUAGUAGAUUGCCCUCUUGCUUCCGCUAUCAAUAGUGCCCCCAAGUGAUCAAGUUGCUCACUUGAUCGAAAGAAUACAUUGAAUUGAACGGCUUCAAUGACUUUUUUGUGUGUGUGAUAGCUCAUUUACCAAUGCAACUGCAGAGUGAAAAAAAGGAAAACAAAGAAAGAAGAACAGGUCAAAUUUUUUUAUGCGCCUCGUACCUAAUUUAUUUGCUAACCGCUACUAGACUACCUACUCAUGUUUCCGGAUGCAAUAAAAUAAUUUGAUCGAAUUUCGACUGCAAAGGUGAAAACGGGAAACAAUUUAAUUAACAUCGGUAAUUUUGUAUAUUGCCCUUUUAAUCGUAACCUAUCGCUACGUUCAUGCCCAUAGACACCACAAUUUGACCUUUAGGUUGUGUCGAGUAGUAGUCAGAAUUCUAAUGAAUUUUCCAGGCUUGAGCAAGAAGUGCGUGAAAUAUGAUCCAGUUUUUCCGGCAAAUAUUUAUCCAUGUGUUGCCAACCGGCGCGAUGAAAUUCUUGUCAGUCAACUCCCAUUUUCCGAUUGUCCAUUGUUUUGCAAAGCGCAAGAUUGUUCACUUAUCUGAAUACCAAAUGAACGUUUUCUUGGUACAAAAGUUAAUUAAAUGUCCAGUAGAUCUUUCUGCAUAACAUAUAGCUUUCAUUUUUUCGAAUAAACCAAAGUAGUUUCCCAUUACUGGCAGCGCACAAACAACAGCACAAUCUUAAAACGAAGAUAACGACAUGUUUUCUGCCAUCUGUUGCAUAUUAGAAGGUUAUUUACCUCAAAUGUCAUUUCCGAGCAAGCAUAUUGUCAUGAAACUCGAAGGAAAGCUUCAAAUGUCUAUACUAUCACCUUCGUUGAAGAAACAAACGGGUCGAAGGGGCUCUUGUAACAACAAAAACCGUUAUUCGUUAAAUUCCUAUAAUCACAUAAGGAAACAUUAUGAAACGCGUAUUGUGUGUAACUAGAAGCUGAGUGAAUGCUAAUGUAUAAAAUCUCCCAAUUUAAAAGGAAAGAGCGUCAAGGAGGUGUUUCCUUGUUUAGCGUGUAGUUUAUGAUCUUAAGUGGCUUGCCAAACUUUAGGACUCCGUGAAAUUUAUUUAUCUCCUACUUAUUUGCACUCCUGCACCUCUAGACGUCGUAACCACGCUUGCAGAUCAUUGCGCCGCAUGAAACGCUCGCGAUGCCUAACGAGGACUACAGAAUUCGUGGGCGUCGUCUCCUUACUGCACUUUUUUUCCUGAUACGCUUGUGAAGCUGCUAUACCGUGGAAUACCUGUCAAUGAUAGCUUUUUAAUUUGAUGCCGCUAUUGAGUACAAUCAUGGCCACGAAGAAUUAAACAUUUCGGACGACUGAAUAACAGGAAAGGAGGCUAUCGGGCACGUUGGAAAGAUGUUUCGUGGAUGCUUCAGGGAUGUUGAAGGGAUGUUGCAUGGAUAUUGCAGGGAUGUUGCAGCGCAGUAGCAGUGUUUUAGGGGUAAUGUGGGAAUGUUAUAGGGGUGUUCCAGGGGCGUUCUGAGAUGUUAACUUGUCUGAGAAAAGACAAUGAAAAGAAUUCCUAAAAACUACAAUCACACAAAACGGUAUGACAGCGAGUUUGAUUUAGCAAGGACACGAAUACAACGUUGCGCUGUGUAGUUCUAACAGGACGCACAUGAAAAAACAAAAACAAUCAAGCGCACAAUGAAGAAAACGAAGAAAGACGUCAAAUACGCACGCUUCUUUGCAGUCAGGGCCACUUACUGGUUUUCGUUAGAUUGAUCAAUGUAACUUUUUUUGGUAGCCGUGCUUAACAAAAAGAGUACCUAGGGACAUGUCAGAUGUACAGCAAGUUUAAAGCCUCCAGGAUUUAUGCCAUCUACUCGAAUGUGCCAUUGUGCUUUCUUCGUAUUUGUCCCGUUAAAACUAGGAAGUGCAAACAUAAGAUCCAUGAUCAAGAACAAACUAAUCCGAUACGCAAUUGUUUACAAACAAGGCCUUCGCAUAAGUGCUAUGAGUGUUACAUGAAUUUUUCAUAGGUCUUCAAGGGUGUUGAACGAUUGCUUGUGGCGUCCUUCACGGUGAUGUUUCGUGGUCACUGUAACACCAGACUAGCUACACCUGUGAAACGGCAUCGGAAAGGCCUCGGCAUCGCCUUGCGGCGAGUACACGUUUUUGUGCAUAUGGAGCUUAAGUGUCUCAUAUCUGAAGGUUGCCAAGAAGGCGUCUUGACUACUCAUUGCCAGGCUAGUUAGUUGUUACUCGUUAUGGACGCCGAACUGUGUACUACUUCUCUGCAUUGUUUCCCGCCCUACCUAUUGCUCCAUAAGAAGAUGCCUUUAGCACAAGUCAAACUUUACAAGUUUAUAGAUGUGCGUUCAUGCAGGUGAGGAAGGAAGCCACACGUUUAGGACUGAAUGCUAGAAAAGAAAGAGAGGGGUGUGACUGUUACACGUUUCUAGUUCGUUUUUUGUCCUUGUUUACCAGCUGUUCUUCUUAGUGGAAGCAUUGGUGCCUCUAAGUUCAUAUAAUCACAGGCGCUCGGUUUCUGCGCAAUGGUAGACGAGGAUUUUUAUGACAAGGUUGUCGCGUGAAAAUGUACCUAGUUUUUUUAAAGCAAAUAUAAUGGAGCUGGUUAUAUUUACGCUUGACGAAGGUGACCAACAGAGUAAGCGGCAGCUUAGCUUCCGAGCUUAAGCGUCAGCAAGAAAUCAAGACACGAGGUUGCUGGCCGUAUGACAAUGUGUUCAAGUAAACGUUCCGCAGACAUGCACAAGGCUGGUCAGUAGACCUUGCCUUAGUGUAGUUUUGCUUUGCGUACGCAUUGCAGGCGUACUUGAGAGAAGCGUCAAGCAUGACAGACACGCAUGAAACCUUCUCAGGAAGCAGCAAUGUUGCGUUGACAUACGCAUAGGGUUAAAGAAGUGACUUCUGCGAAUUGCUUCGUGGCGCUUUCCAUAAAGCAGCAGGGUGCAUAUUGCGGUGCUACUUGAUAAUUAUAUCAAGCUUGAGUUGUUAGAAAAAGAGUGACUAGACCAUAGUCGUAGGACAUCGCGUAUAACUCGCUGUUCCUUGACAGAGUUUUGACGUGGCCCACGACCAAAUAUGAGCCUACUGAGGGAAACGCACCGUGAUGGUGACAUUUGUAUUCCCAAAGUAGCUGACGUACGCAUGACUAUAGCAUCAACUGUAUGAAAAAUGCGCCAAUAAACAUCGAAGGCGCGAAACACAAACUGAAGGAAGAAAAGUGUGUGUACAGCUUGCGUGAUAAAAUAUUUCACGUGAAGGAUAUAUCGAGGUCAAUAAGUCGGAGGGUGUGCUGCUCUUUUGCCCAAGUGACUAUAUACCCUACCGAUGUAAAGGCACGACCAAUAGUUGUACGUGGUAUCGCGAGUUAUUAGAUGUAGUGUACCAACUCGCGUAAAUGACACAGUAUUUUUCAUUCGCAAAGGAAUAUUUUGAAGCGCGUGUAAUGUUUUUUGUGCACACGGACAAGGUGACGCCCUUUGAUGCAGUUGUCGCUAUGUGCCCUUGUGUAGAUAUGUGUACGUAUGACUUAUGUGCCCCUCUAUUUAAAAUCUCGCACUAAACCAACAGUGAGAAAGUGUUUGCCAUGUUUCCCUACGUAAGGUAGAUCAAACAAUUAAUCUCCAUUGAAAACUGUGUUAUUGUUUCAUGCUCUUGAGCGAAGUUCUACAGCGACAAAGUAGUGCUGCCCUGUGUACUUCCACAUAUGCUAAGUUUGGCGCUCUUUGACCAUAUCUGCCCCUUGCGCCAUAAUACCCCAUACGUCAUCAUAUGCUAUGUUUUUUUUUCUCGAAGAAACACUGAACAUUUGCUUUUCACGUUGUUACGUCACUUUGAGCACUCUAUGUUUAUCAAAGAUCUCUU